CGGGCAGCGGGGCGGGCAGAGCGGCGGCUCCAUCGCAGAGAAAGGGAAGAGGAGGAGGAGGAGGGAGGAAGGAAGGAGGGCCGGGGCGCAGGGCCCCCGCGCUGGACAUGGCCUGACGGGGCCGCAGCCCCCGGCCGGUGCGGCGGUGCCCCCCCGCAGCCCCCUCCCCAUGCCGCGGUAGCGGCGGGGCUGCGGCGGGACCGGGGAGCGGCGGCGGGCGAUGCGGCGCGGCGGCCGGUGACAGCGGCCGGUGACGGUGACGGCAUGCUGAGGACGGAGGCAGGCGGCGGGGCCGCCGCCGGCGGGGGGGCCCCCUCCAGCGGGGCGGCGGGCGGUGGGGGUCUGCGGAGCGCGUCCCCCCACCGUAAUGCCUACGAAGCCACCAUCCAGGCCCUGGCGCCCACAAAGGAGGCUGACGGGGAGGACGGCAAGAAGAGCCGGGGUAAGAAGUAUGGCUCCAACGUCCACCGCAUCAAGAACAUGUUCCUGCAGAUGGGGACGGCGCCCGGGCCCGAGGGCGCCUGCGACCUGGCCAAGGCCAAGGAGAAGCCCGUCCGCCUGUCCUUGCCCCGGGCCAGCAGCCUUGGCGACAGCGUGGACCAGGGCAGCCUCCUCAAGCUGGGCACCAGCGUCUCGGAGAGGGUGAGUCGCUUCGACUCCAAGCCCGACAAGCCCUUCUCCAAGCUGCAGGAGACCCGCAAGAUCUUCGAGAGGAGCCCGCAGGAGAAGGCCAGCACCACCAGGCUGCUGCUGCGCAAGGAGCGCGCCGGUUUCCAGGACCGCAAGCUGGACGUGGUGGUGAGGUUCAACGGCAGCACCGAGUCCCUGGACAAGCUGGAUGCUGAAGCCGUCUCGCCCACCGUCAGCCAGCUCAGCGCCGUCUUCGAGAAGGCCGAUCUCCGCAACAACCUGCACAAGGCGCCGGGGCGCGCGGGGGCCCCACUGGCUGCCAAGGCGGUGGGCAAGCGGCCGCGGGUCUUCCUGCCCAGCGCCGAGGCCGGGCGGCCAGGCGAGGGACACGCCGCGCCGGCGCGGGCUCGGCCGCCGGACGAGGAGAAGGCGGCGGGGAGGGGCGGCCGGCCCGCGGACAAGGAGGCGGCCGCACCCCGCGUGCAGGAGGUCUGCAAGAUCAAGCCCGUGGAGGUGGAGGAGAGCGGCGAGGCCGAGGAGGAGGAGGCGGCGGCGGCAGGUGAACCGGUGCCUGUGACCCAACCGGCCAAGGGGGCUGAGGGGCCGGUGCCCAGCACCCCCCGGCUGGACGGUGGCUCGGCGGCGGCCGCAGGCGAGGACGUCAAGGGCGAGCGGGCUGAGGAAGGCGAUGGCUACGAGGAGGCCAAGAAGGAGGACUUCUCCGAGGCGGACCUGGUGGACAUAAGUGCCUACAGCGGGCUCGGGGAGGACUCGGGGGGCAGCGGGCUGGAGGAGGAGGAGGAGGCCGAAGGGCUGUACGAGCCUGAGUCGGGCUGUGUGGAGAUCCCCGGGCUGUCCGAGGAAGACGAGCCUGUCCCCAACCGCAAGAUCCAGUUCAGCACGGCCCCCAUCCAGGUCUUCAGCACCUACUCCAAUGAGGACUACGACCGCCGCAAUGAGGACGUCGACCCCAUGGCCGCCUCGGCCGAGUACGAGCUGGAGAAGCGGGUGGAGCGGCUCGACCUCUUCCCGGUGGAGCUGGAGAAAGACUCCGAAGGGCUGGGGAUCAGCAUCAUCGGCAUGGGCGCGGGCGCGGACAUGGGCCUGGAGAAGCUGGGCAUCUUCGUCAAGACAGUGACGGAGGGGGGCGCUGCCCACCGGGACGGCAGGAUCCAGGUGAACGACCUCAUCGUGGAGGUGGACGGCACCAGCCUGGUGGGGGUCACGCAGAGCUUCGCCGCCUCCGUCCUCAGGAACACCAAGGGCCGCGUCCGGUUCCUGAUCGGGCGGGAGAAGCCGGGGGAGCAGAGCGAGGUGGCGCAGCUGAUCCAGCAAACGCUGGAGCAGGAGCGGUGGCAGCGGGAGAUGAUCGAGCAGCGCUACACCCAGUACACGGAGGAUGACGAGGAGACGGGCGAGUACGCCACGGACGAAGAGGAGGAGAUGAGCCCCAUGUUCCCCAGCGGCGAGAUGGCCAUCGAGGUGUUCGAGCUGGCCGAGAACGAGGACACGCUGUCCCCCGUGGAGAUGGACCCCGAGAAGCUGGUGCACAAGUUCAAGGAGCUCCAGAUCAAACACGCUGUCACCGAGGCCGAGAUCCAGCAGCUGAAGAGGAAGCUGCAGUGCCUGGAGCAGGAGAAGGCGCGCUGGAGGGCCGAGAAGGCGCAGCUGGAGCAGAGCGUGGAGGAGAACAAGGAGCGGAUGGAGAAGCUGGAGGGGUACUGGAUGGAGGCACAGAACCUGUGCCAGGCCGUGGACGAGCACCUCAAGGAGACGCAGGCCCAGUACCAGACCCUGGAGCGCAAGUACAGCAAGGCCAAGAGGCUCAUCAAGGAGUACCAGCAAAAGGAGAUCGAGUUCCUGAAGAAGGAGACGGCGCAGCGGCGGGUGCUGGAGGAGUCGGAGCUGGCGCACAAGGAGGAGAUGGAGAAGCUGCAGGAGAAGAUCUCCGAACUGGAGGCCAAGCUGCAGACUUUGAAAAAUUCCAACCCGACCUAAACCGCCCUCAAACCACAGCGAUUCGGGGCCCCCCCCGCCCCCUCCCCUGCCCAGGCCUCCUGGUGCCCCCCGCCUCCCCGGGGCACAGACAGCGGGGGGACAGGGUGCGUCUCGGGGGGCGGACUCCCCGCGUUCGUGUCUGUGUCCAGUGUGAGUCUCGUGGUGACGUGAUGGACUGAUCGGGGGGGACGCAGCCCCUCAGGCCUCCCCCCCAAGCACACCCUCCCCUCGAUGUGACCCCCGGACACAGAGCUGGCGCCCUGGCUGGCCGUGGGGGGGCAGGCGGAAACGCCCACCCCAAACGUGAGCCAUACUGGGGAGCAAAGGGGGCACGCUGGGCCCCCAUCCGCAGCUCCUCCUCUUGGGGCUCUCCUGGAGCACCGUCCGGGGGGCAGUUGCCUUUGGGCCCCCCCCGGACACUGCAGACCUUUGCUGUGGAGGGGGGACCCCAAGCGCCCCCCCCGCACCCCCAGUGCCACCGCCAGGCAGGAGGGACCCCUCAGCUUUUGCCAACCCUGCUGGGAUGUGGGGGCUGCCUGGCCCCCCGCUGUGGGAACACAGCUGGGGGUGGCCCCGGUGCCCCCAGCACCCGCCACUGCCCCCCCGAGCCCGGGGCUUUUGCCUUCCCUGGGCAAGGGGGGGGACACACGGGGGUUCCCUCCAGGGUGGGGGCGAUGCCGCCACCCAACCCAACUGUAAAUAGUCCCCAAUAAAUCACAGUAUUUCUCUGGGGCUGGGACGCCCCCUCCACUGGCCACCCCCAGCCGGGCCGGGGGGGCCCAGCCCCUCUGCCCAGGGGGA
Messenger RNA from Columba livia (rock pigeon), 3429 nucleotides. It is a transcript of the gene PPP1R9B, whose product is annotated as protein phosphatase 1 regulatory subunit 9B. Gene Ontology annotation, biological process: actin filament organization; calcium-mediated signaling; neuron projection development. Lineage: Eukaryota; Metazoa; Chordata; Aves; Columbiformes; Columbidae. Gene Ontology annotation, cellular component: postsynaptic density; dendrite; actin cytoskeleton. The coding region runs from base 265 to 2628 and encodes 787 amino acids. The transcript is spliced from 10 exons. The record is from RefSeq and is a predicted model, not a curated record. Gene Ontology annotation, molecular function: actin filament binding.